Maylandia zebra (zebra mbuna) is the source of this 2589-nucleotide messenger RNA. RefSeq names its product zinc finger BED-type containing X (gene zbedx). Gene Ontology annotation, molecular function: DNA binding. The record is from RefSeq and is a predicted model, not a curated record. NCBI's taxonomy places the organism in Eukaryota, Metazoa, Chordata, Actinopteri, Cichliformes, Cichlidae.
GUGACGACACUCUGAUGGGACUCGUUUGGGUAUGGCGCAUGCGUACUUCCGCCAGUGUUCCCAUUCUUUGCCGUUGCUGCUCUCAGAGCGCAUGUGGGGAAGCUAGCUGACGGUGUUGUCGUCUCCUUCUUCGUUUUCUGGGAAGCAUCUGAACAAAGGCCUGCCCCUUUUUCAUGAGGAUUGCUCUACCGCCAUCGUUACUUUACGUGUAAUCACGAUUACUAAAUCGGAUUACGAUACUUUUAUUAUAUUUCAAGGUACCAGUAACAACAGAGACAGAAUUCGAAAUGGAUGCGGAUCACCAAGAAACCAGCGGCGAGACCAAAUCGGCCAUUAAUACUUGGCGUUAUCGACACCAUUUCACGUACAAGGCAGAUCAAGGGAAAAAUAUCAUCGUCCAGUGUAAUCUGUGCUUGCCGAGGGUUAAUCUGCUGUCCACGUCAAAAACCUCCACUUCAAAUCUAAAGAAACAUUUAGACAGAACACAUUUAGGCUGUGAAGCCAGGCCUGAUGCCAAGAGAGGACGGAAAAAAGAGGAAUACAACGGUGAGGAAAGCAGACACUGCCAGCUCAAAAAGCUCAAAGCGGAAAUCAUCUCCAAAUGCCUGACCCAGGCAAAGAUCGAUGAUCUGAUCUUCAACUUCAUUGUGGAGGACUGCCAGUCAUUUUAUGUGCUGGAGCAGCCUGGCUUCAGGAAGCUGAUUGCCGGUUUAACUGAAGGGCUCAAAUCCAUGGACAGGGUGACCCUGUUUACUAAGGUGGACCAUGGAUUCUCCAAGAUGCGGGAAGAGUUGAUGUCUAAGCUCAGCAGCGUCCAGUAUGUGUGCACCACAGCGGACAUCUGGACAGCCCACAACAGGAGCUUCUUUGGGAUGACCUGUCACUGGAUCGAUAUGGAUUCUUUGGAGAGGAAAUCCGCCGCCCUGGCUUUUGCACGGCUGCAGGGCAGGAUCACGUAUGACACCAUCGCCGGCCGCAUACACGACGUCCACGUGGCCUACAAUAUUGAGAGUAAAGUUCAGACAACAGUCACAGAUAACGGCAGCCCCUUCAUCAGUGUCUUCAGGGAGUUUGCGCUGGACAGCCAAGAAAGUGACGACGACAUCGGUUUCUACGAGAACGUGAGCACCGUGCUCGAGGGUGAGCCGGAGCAGGACAUGCUGCUGUUUCUGCCCACCGUGCAGCGCUGCGCGUCACACACCUUGGAGCAGAUCGUCACUGAUGACUUCUGGCAGGCUGUGUCACAGGGGCCCAUGUGCCAGCUACAUUACAGUGCCAUGGCUAAAGUGUUUGCCAUAUGGAGCAAAUGCCACCAUCUCCAGGUCGGGAUGGACGCGGCAGAGGAGAUAGGGAAGAUGGCACUCGUCGUCCCCACCGUUAUACGCUGGAACGUAGAGUACUGUGCCGUGCAGAAGAUUGUCUCUCUCAGCGAGCGGGAGCUGACGGAGCUCUGCGCUCGCCUCGAGGUCCCACGCUUUCAGCCGGAGGAGAUGGCCUUCUUGAAGGAAUAUGUGACUGUGUUUCACCCGCUCGCAUUUGCACUCGAACUUUUCCAGGCGGAGCAGAAAUGCUACCUGGGCCUGGUCAUCCCAACCGUACUCAGUCUGAAGAACAAGCUAAAUGAGCAGAAGGAUGCCGCAAAAUACUUCGGCGAUGCCAUCAACGCCAUUGUAAUGGCUAUCGACGUGCGGUUCCAGGAGCUGUUUGGCAGCACCGAAGCGAAGAUUGCGACCGCGACCACUCCUCAGUUUCGCUUGUGGUGGAUGGCGGCCUCCGAGAGGGAGGAGAUGUGCGCCCUGCUGGCCUCGGAGGCGUCCCAGAUGGAUCCCUGCACCGUAACCGAGGCGAACACCAGCCGCAACCUGUCCACCAUUGAAUCUGAGGAUGACUUCUUUAGCUACGGCUCAGUGAAACCGGCCGUCCAGAUCCAGCAGCGGGGGGUGUUGGAGGAGAUUCGCAAGUAUGUAGAAGGAACGGGGAAGAGCCUCGAGUGCCUGCAGGACUUCCCAAGAGUGAAGCAGCUCUUCCUAAAAUACAACACCACCCUGCCGUCCACGGCCCCCGUCCAGCGUCUCUUCAGCCAGAAGGGCAACCUGGUGACGUCACAGAGAAACUUUCUGACUGACGACUAUUUCGAGCGCAUUCAGCUUUUGAGAUACAACAGCAACCUGUGCUCUCUGGUCAGCGAGUGAAGGGGUUACCGAUGGCUGUCUCAGACUUUUAACCGACACAAAAUCAAACCAUAUUGUUUUGAAGUCAUCACAGGAGAACACUGAACAAUAUCUCAUUUCAGGCACUUUAGCCCAAAUGUUCUUUCUAAUAUUUAUCCCCCCUGCCUGUUUUGGUUGGCAAAGCAUAUGUCUCCCACUCCAGAAUGGCUUAAUAAAACAUCUGAUUGACAAUCAUAGACACUGACACUCGGACUGACAAAAAGCAUCUUUAUCUGUGCUGUUGUUGUGAUUUGAUGUAGCCACGGGGUUAAACUGAAGUGAUUUUUGUCUUUCAGUUUCAGUUUUUUUUCUACAGCUGUUCAGUAAGAAUGCAUCUCCUGUCUGUAUUUUAUAUCAUAUAUAAAGCGACAAGAAGAGA